Molecule: messenger RNA, 1951 nt
Organism: Marchantia polymorpha subsp. ruderalis
Lineage: Eukaryota; Viridiplantae; Streptophyta; Marchantiopsida; Marchantiales; Marchantiaceae
Source: the annotation of a GenBank genome assembly
UUCAUCCUUCGUCCCGUGUCCGUGUGCUUCAGGCUCCUCCUGCUGCUCCUCGCCCUCAUUCAUCUGCAUCGAAGCUGUCGUCGCCCUCACGGCCAGGGCUCAAUCCACCGAGUUGCAGCAGAUAUGGAUCGAAUGCGAGCUAUGGAAGUGACGUCACCUGGUUCAUGAGCCCGAUGCGAAGAAGAGCAGGGACGAGCUUUUUGGGGGUUUUCUCUCCGCAGGAAGGGGGCUAGUUUGUGAUGCACGGAUUCAAGUUUUGGAAGCUGGGGAUUCUGGAGUGAGUGUGCGAAUCACGGAUCGCUGAGCCGCGGUGAAGAGGACGGGGGAGAUGGAGCUGUGAAGUCGUAGGGACGGGGACAUUGGUUGAGCCUUUGAAUAUGUUCGCGAUGGUGGUGAGAGGAUGGGGUGGUGGGGGUUUGGGGGUUUGGGCCGGAGAGAGACCUGUCGUUCAGAGGAUUAUGCAACAGGAGGUUGUGAAAGUGCUGCCAUGGUCAGGAUCCGGCGCUCGGUUGAGGAAAGAGGUGGGAACUGCAGAGGCUUGCACUGCAAGAGUUGCUGCUUCCCUCGUUGCCUGUGCUUUGAUUUACCAAAACAGCAUUGAAGUCGCCUCGGCAGCUGCUCUCUACUGGGCUUGGGCUCCCAUUUGGAGCACUGUCCUGUCAAAUUCUCUUCUGCGGCUUCGUUACCGGUAUGCUGGUAUAUGGAGAGCGCGAGUACUCGAGGUGCAGGUACUUCCUCCUCUUGAAUCAAAAGAGGAUAGCGGGGAUCUUUUGGGAAGUAUUUUCAACAAACUGCCAGUGGUUUAUCCGACCUUGCAGCUUUUGAUUGGAGACAAUAGUCCAGCAACUUUUCAGAUGGAUGUUGUCAUGACAGAGGAAAUUCCUAGGGUGAAAGUUGGAGAACGUGUGGAGGUGUUGGUUAUGUCCGACAGACCAUCGUUAUCCCGUUUUAAGGCUUUGCGGGAUGUUUAUCUCCCGGACAGGGAUGUCUGGAUUUCGGAGGAACCUUACAUCGAAAGGGAAUGUUUUGAACGUUUGCUAAGAAACACACCUGCGCCUGUUGUACGAGAUAAUCAGGGAAGAGCUGAUGUCGGACGUCGAAAACUUUAUCUGGAAGAAAAUUCUACAAAUAGAAACAGUUCGAAGUGGGGGAAGGCUGUGAAAAGCCGUGCUCCGGAGAAGCAGUCAAGACUGUUUGCGGCUGACGAGUUUGAGAUGGACUACCAAGAUGAUAAGAUAACCGAUCCCCCUGAAGAUAUGGAACCUUCAAGAUCAGUUGGAACUAAGGAACAGUUUGAGAGAGAGAGACGAGCCCAGAAAGUGGAUGAAAAAGACUUGUACUUGUGACGUGAAAAUCAUUUCAAAUUUUAGCCGCUGGGGAAGUCGAGGACCAUGUGUCUAGAUGGUGGAUGCUUGGAAGAGCAUCAUGUAGAUCCGCACUCGUUGGAGUGCGGAUCUACAUGUCCGUGGUCAUCAAUGAACACAAUAUAUGUUCAGAGCCAUAAAUGAUAAUCCGUGACGCUCACGGAUAGAGUAGAAUUCAGUUGUGAAUACCAUUCCAUACGUUCCUAUGUUUCCAGUUUCUGUCUAUCUCUAGACAUCAAAUGGGAAUGCCCGUCAGCAGCAAGGGCUGCGUCGAGAAGAUGCAACCCUUGUCCUGUUGUUGAUUGAGUUUCAAAAUACUCUGAUUACUUUCGGAACGGUAGGAUGAGAGCAUAAUGAACUCUUAAAUUUAUUCUAAAUUCUGAAGUCUUACCAUUUAGACAUAUACUGCUUCUCGGAAUGAAAUCGAACUCUUCCAAUAUUUGAUUUAUGUACAUAGAUUGAAAUGUCAAGUAUCGGAAAACAUCGAUAGCCUAAAAAAUUUGAAUAUAUCAGUUCCAUUGAUGAAUUAGCCGGAUUCCGGGAUUUGCAUAUCGUGUCUCCUAGGUACACAUGUAAGAUUUCCUCAA